AUGAUUAUUAUAACCUAAUAAGGCACCUGACGAGAUCGCGUCAACCUGCAAUAGUUGUCUUGGAGGUAAUAUUCCAACCAAUUACGGCUGAAUAGCGCUGCGCGUCUAUGAUUUCUGAUAGUAUAGUGGUAUUGUGACACCACAUCUGCAACCGAUAGAACCGGCCAGAGCAACAUCGCCACUCCAUCAAUCCAGUCAAUCCAUGGUGGCGCAAGUAGGUAUCACCCAGUGGACGGCUGCAGAUAGCCCACAGACGCGCACUAUACGAUAUACGAUAUCUUGUCACAACACCGAUGCGGGGUUCCCCUUUUAGUCAAUUCAGAAGCUUCGAAUGUGAGUCUGGACGUGCUUAUUAGUGUUUAUGUAUCUCUGUUCAUGACUAGGUAGGUAGCUACUUAUUGCGGUAUAUAAAAACAAAGGAGAAACGCACUCGCCGUGCCUGAUUCCCCAGCAUGUUCAUCACUAUCUUCCGCUAGCUUGUUACCUAGGUACACUCAAGAUGGAUUCUUUGCUCUCUGUCCCGCUGGAAGGUCUUGGCCUGUUCUCUCAUGGACACGCUGCCCAGGCCGCUGUAUCAUCGGCGCUCGCGGGUGUAGUAUUUCACCUCACUCUUCCGCAGUGGAUGGAUAUAGAAAAUUUCCUGUACACGCUCAUCGCAGUUUUUACUUUAGCACCCUUCGGACUCGGCACUGCUCUCUUUCUCAAUGGAUAUUCUCUUUUCGACAGUUUCGCGAGGGUGUCCAUCCUCACACUCGGCUUCUAUGGCGGUCUCUUUUCCAGCAUGACUAUCUACAGGGUCUUCUUCCACCGACUAAGGAAGUUUCCUGGGCCGCUUGAUCUUAAGAUUUCUCGGCUUUUCUCCGCUCUUAGGGCGGCGAAGAAGGUCCAGUACCAGAAUGUGGUAGCUAAGUUACAUGACGAGUACGGGGACUUCGUCCGCACAGGGCCGCGAGAGAUAUGCGUUGUCCGAGCAUCAGCCUGUCAGCUCAUCUAUGGUACCAAUUCGAAUUGCCGGAAAUCAACGUUCUACGGACAAGUUGAUUACGACCCUAGGAAAACUCACAUUGUCGGCGCGACAGAUCCCGACGGCCACCGACGUAGGCGCAGGGCCUGGGAUAGGGGACUUUCGAGUAAAGCAUUGCAAAUGUACGCACCGCAGGCCAAAGCUCUAGUCGACAAAUUCGUUUCCCAGAUUUCUCGGCAGAAAGGACCAAUAGACGCCAGAGACUGGUCCAUGUACCUAGCUUUCGACAUCAUAGGCGAAGUCGGGUUUGGAAAGACCUUUGGAUGUGUUGAAACUGGCCAAGAUCAUCCCGCAAUCAUGGCCAUCCAUGACCAUAUGGAAGUGGUAGGAGUCGCGGGUCACGUCCCUUGGCUGCUGAAUAUGUUCAGUCGCCUACCGAGCAAGGGUUACGCCCCCUUUUAUCAAUACAACUCUGCUCUUUUAGACUUAACGCACCAGAAUUACGCGAGAGACAAAGCUCCCCAGGUCAUUAUGGGUUGGCUGUACAAAGCCGUCGCCGAAAAGGAUAUAUCCGCCUCUCCUACGGCAAAGUCGCUAGAAGAAGACUGUCGCGCAUUGAUAAUAGCGGGGAGCGACACGAACGGCGCCACACUGGUGACUACCCUGUUCUACCUCAUCAAAAAUCCCCAUAUCAUGAAGAAGCUGCAAGCUCAGAUCGACGCCACUAUCCCUACCCCGGCAGACUGGAAACUUGAGAAGGUAAAGUCGAUCACGUACAUAAACAACAUCCUCGAUGAGGUCUUACGUCUGAGACCCGCUGUCAUGGUUGGCGGUUACCGGGUAACGCCGCCAGAGGGCAUCUACGUAGACGAGCAGUUCAUCCCUGGGAAGACUCACGUGUUCGUGCCGAUCCAGACGAUUCAGAGAGACCCGCGCUACUGGCCACAGGCGGAAGAGUUUAUCCCGGAGCGGUGGGGAGAACGAUACGAAGAGAUGGGGACCGCUGACGCGCCGUAUAUGCCGUUUAGCUUGGGCCCUUACAUGUGCGCCGGGAAACAUUUGGCCAUAAUGAGCCUAAGUAUCGCGGUUUGUGGCAUUGCACAAAACUUCGACCUUGCCUUCGCGCCUGGUGAGACGGGAGAGCCUUUCUACAACGGAGCGAAGGAUACCUUUACUACCACUUUGCCGCCGCUCAUGGUCCAAUUCACGCCGAGGAAGAAGUGA
Annulohypoxylon truncatum is the source of this 2188-nucleotide messenger RNA. Its product is annotated as putative benzoate 4-monooxygenase cytochrome P450. The coding region runs from base 500 to 2188 and encodes 562 amino acids. NCBI's taxonomy places the organism in Eukaryota, Fungi, Ascomycota, Sordariomycetes, Xylariales, Hypoxylaceae. Gene Ontology annotation, molecular function: monooxygenase activity; oxidoreductase activity, acting on paired donors, with incorporation or reduction of molecular oxygen; iron ion binding. The transcript is spliced from 5 exons. The record is from RefSeq and is a predicted model, not a curated record.